AUGUCUUCCACCGUCGCAACGUCGCAAGGGGCCGUUCCCACGCAGCGCAAGCUCACGGCGUCCGCCACCGUCGUCCAAGCGUCCGCUACAGUCGUGCAGGCGUGUCGUCAUGCCGCCGCGGAGCUCGAGAACUGGUCGCUCUGGGCCUACCGCUCCACCACCGGCGAAGAGUGGGACGCGCAGCCUGCGUGCUUCAUCACGGACUACCUCCUGGCCGUGCAGUGCUUUGCCUUCUCCGUGUACAUUGGUCUCUUUGCAGCAACAGACAAGGGUGAUCUCUCGUGGUAUCUCAUGUACUUUAUGGCGCUCGGGAUCUCCGCCGCGCUCGGCGGACUCUUACACCACGUGGCCUUUGAAGCAAUGCGCGACAUUGCGCACAAGCAGGAGGAGCACAUGGUCAAGACAGCGCGCAUCUUUGGCGUGAACCUCAGUCGCUCGACUGUGGACUUUCUGAUUGACGCUCUCUGGCGCGUCGUGCUCGCCUGUUCCAUCUUUACGAACUUUGCGCUGUUGUCGUUGGCUGCCAGCCGCCAUCUCCCAGAGACGUGGGCCUACUCGAUCAUUGGUCUAGCUGCAAUUGUCUAUGUGGUGCUAGCAGUCUGGGCCAGCGUCAGUAUGCACGCGGUGUUCCUCUUUGCGGGCUUCUUCCCAGUCAUGGUCUUUGGCCCCGCCGCGUGUUUCAUGACGUGGAAUUGGGAGUGGAGCCACUCGACGAAUGAGCUGCUUGUGUACGGGGUCAAGCUGCUCGGCGGUCUCAUCCAAGGCCUCGUCUGGGCCCCGAGCAAGGACAAGUUCAACCACAAUGCACUCUCGCACGUGUUCCUCAGUAUGGCAGCGACGCUGAUGCUCAUUCACUUUAAGUUCUGA
Messenger RNA from Peronospora matthiolae, 867 nucleotides. NCBI's taxonomy places the organism in Eukaryota, Oomycota, Peronosporomycetes, Peronosporales, Peronosporaceae. The record is from the annotation of a GenBank genome assembly.